UUGAAGUGAAAACACGAUGAGUCUUUCGAACAAAGUAGUUAUUGUGACGGGAGCGAGCUCAGGAAUAGGAGCAGCAAUUGCAGUUGCCUUCAGUUCUGCGGGAGCACAUGUAGCAAUAGUGGGACGAAACGAAACAAAACUAUCCGAUGUUGCAGCUAAAUGCACUAACCCACUUGUAAUUAUUGCAGAUGUUACCAAGGAAAAGGAUGCACGAGCGGUAAUAGACAAAACAAUCAAGAAGUUUGGCAAACUUGACGUGCUAAUAAAUAACGCAGGACUCACAGUACCGGCGAGCAUUUUGCAAGGUGACAUGAUGAAAGCUUACGAUACAAUUAUGGAUAUAAACGUUCGAGCUGUGGUACAGUUGACUACAUUAGCAGCGCCUCAUUUAGUGAAGACUAAAGGUAAUAUUGUGAAUAUUUCAAGCGUAGCCGGACAGCUAGCUCCAGUCUAUCCCAGCACAAUCAACUACAACAUGUCGAAGGCUGCUGUCACUCAUUUUGGUAAAUGCGCAGCUGUUGAAUUCGCAGAACACGGUGUAAGAGUGAACACUGUCAGUCCUGGACCGGUGUAUACGGACUUCUUAGAAAAUUCUAAAAGCUCAAUCAAGUGGGAGCAGUACAAAGCUAUAAACGUCCUGAAAAGAGUAUCGGAACCUGAUGAAAUAGCCGAUUUAGUUCUCUUCUUAGCGAGCGACAAAGCGAGAGGAAUCACUGGCUCCGAGUUUGUGUCAGACAACGGUACAUGUAUUAAGCGUCUUGCUUAAUAGUUGUUCGUCUAAUCUUAACAAUUAUUGUUUAUUUAGGUAUAUUGCUUAUUCAUCAUCAUUAGGUGUCUUCUUCCAGCUGAAGUUUGGCGGUCAUGUGUAGAAAACUCUUCCGGGAAAUUGGACAUAUAAA
This is a messenger RNA of Bicyclus anynana (squinting bush brown), 899 nucleotides long. RefSeq names its product 17-beta-hydroxysteroid dehydrogenase 14-like. Gene Ontology annotation, molecular function: oxidoreductase activity. Bases 17 to 766 code for a protein of 249 amino acids. Lineage: Eukaryota; Metazoa; Arthropoda; Insecta; Lepidoptera; Nymphalidae. The record is from RefSeq and is a predicted model, not a curated record. The transcript has a single exon.